GAGGACUCCUGGGUCCACCCCCUACUCGCGUCUGGCAGGAACAGGCGCCGCUGCUGCAGUUGCCACUCUCCCUGUCUUGCAGACCUCUCCACCAAUGAGCGAGAACGAGGGAAGGCAACGUUGGCGAAUCUGCGAGGCGCACCGCCCCUCCGCCACCCUCCUCUCGACGUCUAACAUUCUCCCCGUCCCCCCCCCCCACGGCCCUCGGAGCUCCCCCUCCCCACUCAGCGGGGUCUCUUCUCGGGGAGGGAAGAGGCGCAAAAGCGCAGCCGGAGCCGAUUCCGCCGCCCAUCUCGAGGCGCUUGCCAAAGGGCGAGGAGCCUCCGGAUCCCGUUGAUCGGCUCUGCUAGCCACCUCUGCGCCCUCCUCCGCAUCAUCAUCAUCUUCAUCAUCACCCUCGGCAGCCCCACCAUUCCUCCCCUGCUCCACAGAGGCCCGGGUGAGUGGGGAGGGGAGCCAGCCUGGGUCGCAGGAAGCAGUCACUCCUUGGCUCAACUUCCUUCCCGGACUUGGUACUGGCCCCGGGUAGGGAAUCCGUCUCCCCUUCCUUACCCAGCCCCUUAUCCUGCUGCCAGUUACCCUAACUCUCCAUAGGGACGUGGCGGAGAAAAAAGGGUGUCUACCACGUGGGUUGCCAGAAGCAGCUGUUGCUUGGAAUAGAGAGAGGUGUGCAUCACAACACAACCCCCCCCCCCCGGAUUUCUAAGACGUAAUUAGGCUAAACUUACGAAGCUAGUGAUAUUAGCGAGCAGACACACGCCAAGACUGAGAGACAAAAGAGAAAUUGGAUGCAGACAGGCCAUUGAUGAAGAAUGCGGGAACAUCUCGGGGAUCCUCAGAGAUACGGCGGAAAGGGCUGCUGACUAGAGUAAAGAAGGAAAGGGAAAGCGCACAGGAGAGCAAGCCUCUGCCACCUUCUCCAAGGAAAUGGACACGGCUUGCCACUUCAUGCAAAACAGAAAAGGUGGCAACAGAGAAGGAGGAAGAGUCUCCAAUUGUGGUGAAGAUGCUUGAGAUCCCAGUGGGUGACAACAUGCCAGAGUGUUCAUUCUCCCAGAAUAGGUUAAUAAUGGAAGAUGGCAGUGAGAAAGAACUGAUAAUUAGAAGAAGAGUGAAGAAGGAAAAAGACGAGGAAGAGAAUCUGGAAUUUGAAGUGGAGGACUUGUCACCUGAGGAAGAGAAGAAGGCUGAGGUGGAGGAGCAGAAGGCUCAAGAAUUCGAGCUGCAAAAAGUCACCAUCCCGAUAGAUGGGAUUUUGGUGCCCUCCUCCUCCUCACACCCCAAUACCUGUAGCGUUUGUGGCAAGAGUUUUAGCCGUCGCUCAAACUUGGCCAAGCAUCAGAUCAUCCACACGGGUGAGAAGCCUUACCGCUGCAAUGACUGUGGCCGCAGCUUCAACCAGAGCUCAGCCCUCACCAAGCACCAGCGGACACACACUGGGGAGCGCCCUUACGUCUGCGGAGACUGUGGCAAGGCCUUCACGGCCAGCUCAAACCUCCUCCAGCACCGCCGUUUUCACACAGGAGAGCGGCCCUAUCGGUGUGAGCUGUGUGGCAAGGCCUUCUCCCAGAGCUCCAACUACAACCUGCACCGCCGCAGCCACACAGGAGUCACGCCUUAUCAGUGCAAUGUGUGUGGCAAACGCUUUACCGGGAGUUCCUGCCUUACUCGCCACCAGAGGACCCACACAGGGGAGAAGCCAUACCAGUGCCAGGAAUGUGGCAAACGCUUUUCUGGCAGCUCCACUCUGGCCAACCACCGGCGCACCCACACAGGUGAGAAGCCUUACGGCUGUGCUGAGUGUGGCAAGAGGUUCACCCACCACUCCAACCUAGUGGACCACUGGCGGGUGCACACAGGAGAGAAACCGUAUGUUUGCACCGAGUGCGGGAAGAGCUUUCGGCUUAGCUCCCACAUCAUUCGCCACCGCCGCACUCAUGCCAAUGCCCGCGGUGCUAGCCUGGCAUAUGACAUCCUUGGCAGCGUCGAUACAGCUGGCAAUGACGCCAGCAUUAGUGCCCAUCACGUCAGCCUCCUCUAUGAAAACGCCAGCAGCACUGACGGUGGCAGCCCUCAUGGGUCUGGUCACAAUGCCCUGUGUGCCAAUAGCAGCAUCUCCAAUGGCAACAAUGAUACCGAUGGGGAAGAGGGCAGCCGGCUUCUCAUCUGCAGCCAGUGUGGUAAAGGUUUCCGCCUGGAGUCCGGCCUUCAAGAAGACUCCGUGCUGGGUGAGGGACCCUAUACUUGUACUGAGUGUGGCACCAGCUGUUGGACGUAGCCGGACAGUGGUGUAGCUGAACAGCAAAUCUUCCGUAGCCCUCCAGGAUCUCUGGCUGGAUCAGAAAGCAAAGCCCGAGUACAGGAGAGAGAUUUAUCUGUGACUAAAUCAAUAAUGGACCAGAAUGGAGAGGUGUAUUUUGAUCUCCAUUUUUUUAAUGGGUUUGGGGAAAUGCUUGUAUUGAACUAAGAUUGGAUCUGCUUCCAUAGAAUACUAUGUUCACCUCCAAAGAUCUGUUCCUGCUCUUGCUGUGAAGGAAAGGAGUAAAUAAUAUUGCAGAGUA
Podarcis raffonei (Aeolian wall lizard) is the source of this 2561-nucleotide messenger RNA. It is a transcript of the gene ZNF771, whose product is annotated as zinc finger protein 771. The transcript is spliced from 6 exons. Bases 806 to 2278 code for a protein of 490 amino acids. Gene Ontology annotation, biological process: regulation of transcription by RNA polymerase II. Lineage: Eukaryota; Metazoa; Chordata; Lepidosauria; Squamata; Lacertidae. Gene Ontology annotation, molecular function: DNA-binding transcription factor activity, RNA polymerase II-specific; RNA polymerase II cis-regulatory region sequence-specific DNA binding. The record is from RefSeq and is a predicted model, not a curated record.